This is a messenger RNA of Rhododendron vialii, 903 nucleotides long. RefSeq lists its product as uncharacterized. The transcript has 7 exons. Gene Ontology annotation, cellular component: mitochondrial inner membrane. The record is from RefSeq and is a predicted model, not a curated record. Bases 1 to 624 code for a protein of 207 amino acids. NCBI's taxonomy places the organism in Eukaryota, Viridiplantae, Streptophyta, Magnoliopsida, Ericales, Ericaceae. Gene Ontology annotation, biological process: pyruvate import into mitochondria.
AUGCGCAAGGAUGACACAAUACAAAGAAGAUUAGCAUGGCCCCUGCGCAAGCGUAUACGAGCUGAAACUUCACAGUUUUCCAUUAUUUUUCCUGGAAGUUUUUGCAAAUUCGCAGUUGAACUUGAUUACUCCUACUAUAUUAUUGAGUUGGCUGUGCACCUCAGUCUUUUCGUAAUAAAUGAGAAUGUAGGGGGUGCCCAAAUUAUGGAACUUAUGUUCUGCACUUUCAAUAAUUCUGCUGAUUUGUCCUCAUCUGUUUCUAUAAAGCGGCCUCAAAACAUAUUAGACGCAGUUGUCCCUCUGGCUUCCUUCCGAUUGUUCUUGAACAGUCCGGUUGGCCCUAAAACAACUCAUUUUUGGGGCCCCGUUGCUAACUGGGGAUUCGUUAUUGCCGGACAGGUGGACAUGAAGAAACCCCCUGAAAUGAUCUCUGGCAACAUGACUGGAGCAAUGUGCAUAUACUCUGCUCUGUUCAUGAGGUUUGCAUGGAUGGUACAACCGCGCAACUAUCUGCUUCUAGCAUGCCAUGUGUCCAAUGAGACGGUGCAGCUCUAUCAACUCUCUCGGUGGGCUAAGGGUAAUGGGUACUUGGGGCAAAAAAAGGAAGAACCGGUACCUCAAUAACCCGGUGCUGCUCUUCUUUUCCGUUAUCGGGCUUGGCAACUCUUAUGGUACUUGGUCCCUGCUGAAACAACUUAUCUAAUGUGAAAUUUAAGAUUAUUUGCGAGGUUAGGAUACCAAGCAAAUCACUAUGUGUAAACCAUGACUGCUGCCAAAUUCUUGUUAAUAUUGCAAUGGUACUGUCAAAUACUACCUAGUGUACUCUUUCAGUAAAUUUAUUCGCUAAUAACGCUACUUUUUUAUUUUUAUUUUGACAUUUUCCCCAUGAGAGGAGCAUUCUUA